GUAUAAUUUGGAUCGUGGAUGGCAAAAACUUAGAGAAGACGGAUCAUGGCAUUGGAAGAGGUUCAGAAAAAAGAGGAAUUUGACCAAAUUUUCGCUGAUUCUUCCAGCUUUCUCACAGUGGUCCAUUUCCAUGCACCAUGGGCUCCACAGUGUGGGCAGAUGAAUGAAGUUAUGACAGAACUGGCAACAGAGAACUCACAUGUUAAAUUUUAUAAGCUUGAAGCUGAAAAUUUUCCUGAAGUAUCCCAUAAAUACGAAAUCAGUGCAGUUCCAACAUUUCUCCUUUUCAAGAACCAGAAGGUUGUGGAUCGGUUGGAUGGAGCAAAUGCUCCCAGCUUGACCAAAAAAGUGCAACUGCAUGCAAAUGUCAUCACACCCACAAUUACCGCAACUAAAGAACAAGACACAAAACAGGACAUAAAUACAAGAUUAAAAAAUAUCAUAAAUGGAGCACCUUGUGUUCUGUUCAUGAAAGGUUCACCUCAGGAGCCUCGUUGUGGAUUCAGUCGACAGAUUGUGGAGUUGUUAAAUCAACAUGGAGCAAAAUACAGUCACUUUGAUAUUCUUACAGACAAUGAUGUCAGACAAGGUCUGAAGGUGUACUCUAACUGGCCAACGUACCCACAACUGUAUGUUGGUGGUGAAUUGAUAGGUGGGCUGGACAUUGUAAAGGAACUUGCAGCAAGUGGAGAACUGACUUCAACAUUACCAACAAAUGAUGAUCUUAAUAAAAGGCUACAGUCACUGAUCUCAUCUGCCCCAGUGAUGGUAUUCAUGAAAGGAAACCCAGAUGCUCCUAGAUGUGGCUUCAGUAAAAAGAUGUGUGAGAUCCUGAAAAAAUAUCCCAGCAUCCAGUUCAAGUCUUUUGAUAUUUUGGAAGAUCAAGAGGUUCGCCAAGGUCUCAAGACAUACUCUAACUGGCCAACUUAUCCACAAGUUUAUGUGAAGGGAGAGCUCAUUGGUGGUUUGGAUAUCAUAACAGAACUUGAUCAAGAGGGAGAGCUUGAAAGUUCCUUGACCGGUUGAAAACAGCUAACAUUGGCCAUGAUUGAAAGCAUGCUGCAAGAUCAUCUUAAUUUGAAAUAAAUGAACAAGUCAAGUGGUUAUGGAUAGUUUCAACCCAAUUAUCAGCAGGACCAUUAGUUUUGAAGUUCAUGAGAUUCUGGAAAGGAACAAGCAAAAAAGUAACAGCUAAACAUAAUAAGACCUUGUUUUUAAGAUUAAUUUUACACCAGCAGUGACUUUUGUUUCAUUUGGCUGAUUUAUGCAAGGGUUAUAUUAAAAGCUUGCCAAUAAAAAGACAGCUUUAGACUGUUCAA
Orbicella faveolata is the source of this 1319-nucleotide messenger RNA. RefSeq names its product glutaredoxin-3-like. Gene Ontology annotation, biological process: intracellular iron ion homeostasis. The record is from RefSeq and is a predicted model, not a curated record. NCBI's taxonomy places the organism in Eukaryota, Metazoa, Cnidaria, Anthozoa, Scleractinia, Merulinidae. Gene Ontology annotation, cellular component: nucleus; cytosol.